Penicillium lagena is the source of this 1449-nucleotide messenger RNA. RefSeq lists its product as uncharacterized. Gene Ontology annotation, biological process: transmembrane transport. The record is from RefSeq and is a predicted model, not a curated record. Gene Ontology annotation, cellular component: membrane. The coding region runs from base 1 to 1449 and encodes 482 amino acids. The transcript has a single exon. Gene Ontology annotation, molecular function: transmembrane transporter activity. NCBI's taxonomy places the organism in Eukaryota, Fungi, Ascomycota, Eurotiomycetes, Eurotiales, Aspergillaceae.
AUGAGGUCCUCUCAAGAAAAAGAUGAAUUUGAAAUAGACCACCUGGACAAUAUCGAAGCCAACACACCCGGUACUGAGUUUACCGAUCAUGAAAAGAAAAAGAUCAUCCGACGAGUCGAUAGACGUCUUGUUACCAUGUGCGGUCUCACAGCCUGCGUCAGUUUGAUGGACCGAACGAACAUCUCUAGUGCCGCAAUUGCGGGCAUGAACGAAGACCUGCAGUUAACCCAGGACAACCGAUACUCGGUAGUGGUGCUGGUGUUCUUCAUCACAUAUGUUCUUGGGCAAGCACCUGCUACAGCCACCGUGCGCCACUUCGGCGCAAGAUGGUUCUUAUCAACCCUUGUCCUGUUAUGGGGAGUUACCAUGAUUGCCUUUGGCUUCCUGCAUACUUGGCAACAGAUGACAGCCCUUCGCUUGCUCCUCGGUCUUUUUGAAGGCGGGUUCUUCCCUGGCAUCAUCUUCCUGCUUUCGACUUGGUAUGUUCGGUACGAGUUACAGAAGCGAUAUGCAGGAUACUAUAUUAUUGGAAUGGUUGCAUCGGCAUUCUCCGGCAUUCUUGCCUUCGGCCUGACCAAAAUGCAAGGCGUUGGAGGCCUAGACGGCUUCCGCUGGAUUUUCAUCAUAGAGGGGAUCCUGACGUGCCUUGUGGGCGGUCUCUGCUACGCCUUUCUGCCCGAUUUUCCUGAUUAUGAAUGCAAGUCGAUUUCCAGAAUGAGUUUCCUCAGCCGUGCCGAGUGCAUGUUCAUGAUCCACCGUGUCCAGCAAGACCGAGGCGACCAAGACAUGGAGGAAUUUCGAUGGGCCAAGUUCUUCGCGCCAGCCUUGGACUUGAAGAUAUGGGCGUUCGCCAUUAUAUUCUGCGCCGCUACAGCAGUGUGUUACUCCGUCGCCUACUUUCUUCCAAUUAUAUUGUCGGGAAGCAUGGGCUUUAGUGUGGGCGCAUCUCAGUGCCUAGUUGCACCUCCCUAUGUCUUUGCUGGGAUUGUGAUGGCUGCCGAGGCCUGGAUUGGAGAUCGUUACCACAUCCGCGGUCCAAUCAUUGUGGCCAACUGCCUCAUGGCUGUCUGUGGACUUGCCCUGAUGGCCUAUGGGCAGUCAGCCGUAGUUCAGUUCGUCGGUUGCUUCUUGCUCACGGCUGGAGGCAAUUCGAGUAUCCCAUCUAUUCUUACUUACCAGGCGAACAACAUCAGAGGCCAAUGGAGCCGGGCUUUCUCCAGCGCCUCAAUUGUUGGCUUCGGUGGUAUCGGUGGAAUUGUGGGCGGGCUAAUAUUUCGUACCCAGGAUGCACCACGCUAUAUUCCUGGCACUUGGGCAAGCAUUGGUCUGAUGCUGCUGGUAGUAGCACUUGUCGCUGCUCUCAGUAUCUACUUUCGUCUACAAAACAAGCGGGCAGACAGAGGGGAGAUAGUUCUGGAGGGCCAUGAAGGGUUCCGGUAUACCAUCUAA